Molecule: messenger RNA, 7811 nt
Organism: Helianthus annuus (common sunflower)
Lineage: Eukaryota; Viridiplantae; Streptophyta; Magnoliopsida; Asterales; Asteraceae
Product: receptor kinase-like protein Xa21
Exons: 6
Coding region: 2212-3681 (489 amino acids)
Biological process (GO): protein phosphorylation
Molecular function (GO): protein binding; ATP binding; protein kinase activity
Source: RefSeq, a predicted model, not a curated record
UGUCAAGGCAACCAAUGAAUAGUUGCUUAGCAUCUUCCUCUCAUAUUGCUGCUGUUUUCCUCUUUCAUUGUCUUGUUAUUUUUUUUCUGACUAUCUCCAACAUCUCUUCUUCGUAUGGCGGAAACAAUGAAACAGAUUAUCAGGCUUUGUUGAAGUUCAAGUCGAUGAUCACCAACGAUCCAUAUAGAGUUCUAACCUCAUGGAAUGAUUCCUUUCAUUUUUGUGACUGGGGUGGUGUUUCAUGUGGGAAGCAUCACAAACGAGUGACUCGUGUAGAACUCAUUUCCAAAGGCCUAGAAGGCUCUCUUUCUCCCCAUGUUGGGAACCUCACCUUCCUUCGUGAGUUUUUGCUCCUUAACAACAGCUUCGAAGGAGUCAUCCCUCACAAGCUUGGUCAUCUAUCUAGGCUACGCAUCCUCAAUCUUAGCUACAACAAAUUUAGUGGAGAGAUUCCUACUAAUUUGUCUCGUUGUUCUAACCUUCGCAGUAAUAAGCUAGUUGGAAGCAUACCCAAGGAGAUAAGUUUCCUCUCAAAACUUAACACUCUUAGACUUGAUGCCAACUGCUUAACAGGCGGAAUCCCACCUUUCUUGGGGAAUAUUACAUCAAUGGAAGUGUUCUCAGCUAAUACGAAUCCGUUGGGUGGGAACAUUCCACACACCAUAGGUCAGUUGAAGCUCUUAAGAAAAAUACAAUGUAGCGAAUGUAACUUAUAUGGAACCAUCCCUCACUCCAUUUAUAACCUCUCACUCCUAACUCAUUUUGCCUUGCCUGUGAAUCGCCUUACUGGUAGUCUUCCUCUAGCCUUUGGUGCGAUGCUCCCUCGUCUUGUCUUCCUUCAGUUAAGGAUUAAUCAACUAACUGGAGUUCUUCCACCCUCCAUAUCUAACUGUUCGGAAUUGGUAAUUUUUGAAAUGGCUUUUAAUAGUUUCAGUGGGAAGGUGUCAAUCGACUUUGCAAAUCUAAGAGAUAUCUAUGAAAUAGGCUCUCACUAUCUGCACACCAUGGCAAGCUAUCUGCACACUUAGGGUUUGCAUACGCUGCGUAUUGACCACUACGCAGCGUAUAGGGUUACCUCAAUACGCUGCGUAGAGGCCUAUACGCAGCGUAUGUAAGGGGUAGGUACACGACCAGGCAGUCAAACCUUAUACCAUGUCAAAUCAGUCUGACAUAGGGUGCGUAUUGAUCAAUACGCAGCGUAUAGAGGUAACCCUAUACGCUGCGUAGUGGUCAAUACACAGCGUAUGUCAGACUGAUUUGACACUGAUACGAUGUUGUCCUGGCACGUGAAUAAAGUAAUACGGGGAGUAGAGAGCAAUAUGCUGCCUAUUGAAGUGUCACAUGAAAGUCUAUUUAUCCAUCCAUUCAUAUCUGUUCACAAUUCGAAUUCAAUCUCCUCUGCUUUCUUUUUCAUCUUCUUCUUCAGUAAACAAUUUACACACUAAACCAAAAUUAUUUGUUCUGUUUUUUGUUCAAUCUUGUUAAAAUGUCAUCAUUUUGGAACGAUAAUUAUUUCGGUAAUCGCUAUUCUAACGACACAUGGGGAGCAAAUGCUGCCAAUGAGGAGGAGGAGGUUGUGUCUGGAGUCCCUGUUGAUCAAAAAACACAGUUGCCAGACUUGAACAAGACUCCCACUCCACCUGUUGAUGAACCAAAUUAUCCGGUGCAUCAAGUGUAUCCAGAUUACGGAUACGGGUAUGAAUCUCCGUACGUGCAACAAAGUGGAUACGGUGCUGAGAAUGCACCUGUUGAUGAACCAUAUUACCCAACGCAGCAAUCGUAUCCGGGUUACGGGGUAUACGGGGAUGAAGGUGGAUACGGAAGUUACAGUGGAUACGGUGGUGAAGGUGGAUGCGGGGGUGAAGGUGGUUACAGUGGAUACGAGGGUGAAGGUGGAUACAGUGGAUACGAUAGAUAUGGGGGUGAAGGUGGUUACAGUGGAUACGGAGGUGAAGGUGGAUACAGUGGAUACGAUAGAUCUGGGGUGAAGGUGGAUACGGUGGAUACGGAGGCUACGGUGGAUACGGAGGCUACAGUGGAUACGAAGAACAUGUUGGAUAUGGUUAUGAGCCCCGUAACACAUCACUUUAUGAACCAUCUACACCGGGCAAUCCGUUUCAAAUAAAUGAGAAUUAGGUACAAGAAACGGGAAAGGAGUAUGGUUACAUAAUUGUUACCCGCCGAUCAAAAAAUAUUGGCGGUACUACUGGGAUGGUAUGGCUUGUGUGCGACCGUAGUGGUGAGCACCGUAGUAAAGCAACAGUUAGGAAAGCUGGUAGCAAAAAAAUUGGUUGCCCAUUUUCAUUACUCGCCAUCCGGGACGUGACGAAUGACACGUGGGAGUUAAAAGUGGACAACGCGAACCAUAACCACGAACCUACGACGAGUCUGUUGGGCCACGCUUUUGUGCGAAGAUUUACUGAAGCCGAAUACAAGCUAGUGGAGCAGCUAACUGCUCAAAACAUGGAGCCACGUAUCAUAUUUCAAACCCUAAGAAAGCAGUUCCCUGACAGCCUGCAUGUUCAGAAAGACGUGCAAAAUGCGGUACAAAAAAUUAGAGCGACACUAAUGGACGGAAAGACUCCUAUACAGGCACUGGAAAGCCUGCCGCAUGACCACCGAUUCAUUUAUGACACCCGACAGGAACCCAAAACAGAUGUCGUAACAGAGAUUUUCUUUGUUCAUCCUUAUUCAAUCACUAUGUGGCGUGCAUUCCCGCACGUGAUGUUGAUCGACGCGACCUACAAAACAAACCUCUACAACAUGCCAUUUGUCCAGGUUGUGGGUGUGACGUCGACUGGGAAGUCUUUUUGUAUCGCACAUGCCGUUAUUUGUAAAGAACGAAGGGGUAACUACGUGUGGGUGCUUGAGCGGAUAAAGUCAAUCUUGCAUGAAUGUAUGAUGUCGCGUGUGAUAGUCACGGAUAGGGAGCUUGCCCUAAUAAACGUGUGUUCUAAAGUAUUCCCAAACGCAACCAGGCUUCUAUGCCAGUUUCACAUCGAACAAAAUAUAGUUAGACAAUGCAAGAAAGGGUUCGAUAAAGAAGAUUGGGGGAAAUUUAUGACGUACUGGCGGAGAGUGUGUGAAUCUACUUCAGAGCCCAUGUACAAGUACAACUUGGAGAAAAUGUGUAACCGACUCGUGGUUGCCAACCGAGAAAGUGUCUAUGAUUACGUCUACGAAAACUGGCUCAAAGACUAUAAAGAAAUGUUCGUUUAUGCAUGGACUGAUAAGUGUCGCAACUUUGGUCAGCGCACCACCAACAGAGUUGAGAGCCAGCACGCAAAUUUAAAAAGAUACAUUACGCGCGGGAGUUCAUUGGUGCGAAUAGCAAGAUGCGUCAUUGAUAUAGUUGAAACUCAGUACGAUGAAAUACAAAAAAGUUUCACCGAGAGCAUCGAAAAAACGAUAAACCACCACAGACACCCGUUGUUGGACAACCUACGUGGAAAGGUUUCCCAUGAAGCACUUGAUUUGCUGGCAAAAGAGCUAAUGAGGAAGCUGGAGGUGUUGCGGAAACUUAACGCAUCAUGUGGUUGCCAUAUGUGGCUUAGCUGUGGAUUGCCGUGUGCUUGUAGGCUGGAAAACUACAAACGUACAGGGCGUAUGUUACAACUCGACGACAUAGAUGUAUUCUGGCGUAAGCUUGACUUGCUGUUUAUUAGAGGUGUUGGAACUUAGUACUUGCAACUUUCAUAGAGCUAAACCCACCUCCAUAGGUAACAACCCCUAUAGAGGCAGAGAAGCUGAUGAAAUGAAGUUUAUGGAUUCUUUGAAAAACCGUAGCAGAUUGGAGGUGUUGGAACUUAGUACUUGCAACUUUCAAGGAGUGCUACCUAGAUCAAUUGGUAAUCUUUCAAGGAGUGCUACCUAGAUCAAUUGGUAAUCUUUCUUCUCAGUUACGUAGUCUCCAUUUAGGAUUUAACUGGUUACAUGGAUAUGUUCCCUCAAGUAUAGGUAAUCUAGUUGGCUUGACAACAUUACAUUUAUCAUUCAAUCGAUUCAUAGGAAAAAUACCCUCUACCAUUGGUAGGCUUAAGAACCUACAGCUUGCAACUUUUGUUGAAAACCAGUUUUCAGGGCAGAUUCCAGACGAAAUUGGGAACUUAACACUGAUGACUAAACUUGCUUUAUAUUCCAACAAGUUAGAAGGCCACAUUCCAUCAAGCCUUGGGAAUCUGCAUCAAGUAAUUGGGUUGGAUCUUUCUAACAACAAACUCACCGGCGAAAUACCCAAAGAACUUCUUGAACUUUCAUCUCUAUCCUAUCUGUUAAAUCUUUCUCAAAACCACCUUUUUGGUUCACUUCCUUCAGAGGUUGGAAAACUCAAUAUGUUAGGUAUUUUGGAUUUAUCUUAUAAUAACAUAACAGGUAACAUUCCUAGUAGCCUUGGUGGUUGCCAAAGCCUUUCAUCCUUAUCCCUAAAAGGCAACUUAUUUCAAGGCAUAAUACCACCAUCAUUACGUUCUUUGAGAGGUUUGGUUGAUCUAGAUGUUUCUCAUAAUAAUUUAACGGGGCAAAUUCUUGAGUUCUUCCAAGAGUUUUCGUUAAAUUAUAUUAACCUAUCUUUUAAUGAUUUUGAGGGUGAAGUACCGGUGCUAGGAGUGUUCGCCAAUGCAAGUGCAUUCUCGGUUUUGGGGAAUAGUAGGCUUUGUGGUGGCUUGAUUCAACUUGGGUUACCCAAAUGCGAGGCGAAAAAACAUAGAAAGAGGUUUCCUGUGUACGUUAUAGUCAUUUUGAUUGCAUCCACACUUUUCAUCAUAUUAUGCUUAGUGUAUUCUUGGUGCAAGAAGAAAAGCAAAAGCCAAGCGUCGCAAUCAUCGACAAAUGAACGGUUUUUGAAAGUUUCAUACAAUGAACUUCUCAAGGCUACCGAUGGCUUCUCUGAAGCUAAUUUGAUUGGCCAAGGUGGGUUUAGCUCUGUUUAUAAAGGAAUUCUUGGUCAUGUUGAUAGAUCUGUUGCAGUCAAAGUUUUACAUCUUCAAAGUCGAGAAGCACGAAAAAGCUUUGUGAGGGAGUGUGAAGCAUGGCGGAGUAUUCGACACAGGAAUCUGUUGAAGAUAAUAACUUCAUGUUCAAGUGUUGAUUUUCAAGGAAAUGAUUUUAAAGCUAUAGUUUAUGAGUUCAUGCCCAAUGGGAGUUUACAUGAUUGGUUGCAUUCGAGUACAUGCACAUCUCGGCUGAACCUAGUUCAAAGAAUAAAUAUCCUUAUGAAUGUUGCAUGUGCACUUGAUUAUCUUCAUAAUCAUUGCCCAACUGCUAUUGUUCAUGGAGACCUGAAGCCAAGCGACAUUCUACUUGAUGAUGAUAUGGUGGCCCAUGUUGGAGACUUUGGUUUAGCUCGAUUUCUUGGAUCAGGUUCCAACCGAAACAACUCAAGUGGGGUUAAAGGAACAAUUGGUUAUGCACCUCCAGAGUAAGGUCUCGGGAGUGAGAUGACAAGUAGUGGGGAUGUCUACAGUUUUGGAAUAUCAUUGCUAGAGGUAAUGACAAGGAAAAGGCCAACAGGCGAUAUCUUUAUCAACGGCCUCAGUCUUCAUAAAUUCGCGCAUAUGGCCUUGCCAGACCAUGUAAUUGAUGUUAUUGAUAGUGACAUUCUUAAUUUCUUCCAAGAGGAUGCAAGUGGUAUGCAAACCAAGGUACCAAAUGCCGAGAAGAUGGAGGAAUGUCUGGAUUUAAUAGUCAAGAUUGGAGUAUCAUGUUCGGUAGAUUCCCCAACACAACAGAUGCAUAUUGAAAGCGUUGUCCAUGAAGUAAAACAUAUUUUGAAUAUGCUUCAGAAUGUUUGAGGUGUGUUGUUCUCCCGUGAAUAUAUAUUAGUCUUUAUUUCAACUUUUUCCUUCUGAGCUCGGUUACCUGAGUAAAUUAUUAUAUGAGUCCUUGUGUUUUGUUGGUUUUAAAUACUUAAGUCCCAUUUUCAAAUGUUUAACUAUUUGAGUCCCAUUUUCAAAUUGAUAGCAUCCUAAGUAUUAUUUUGUAACGAGUAAAGUGGAAUUUGUGUUCUUGUGGUAUGAGGCAACAAUCAACUUGGGUCCCUAUUUUGCAAAAAUGGAAAGUUGUGUCCCUAUCGUUUGAAAAACGCUACACUCUGAGCCCCUAAGGUAUGUUAUCAUUAGUUUGACCAUUUGAAAAUUUGGGAAAAGUCUAUUUUACCCCUAAUACUUCUUUAUUAUUAUUAUUAUUAUUAUUAUUAUUAUUAUUAUUAUUAUUAUUAUUAUUAUUCAACACCCACCACCCCUCUCCUUCUUCGUCAACGACAAACCGGUGGCCGACCACCCCUCUCCUUCAUCAACGACAAAUCGAUCGCCGACCACCCCUCUCCUUCUUCAUACAAGAAUCAUUCUCAACCAUCGAUGUUCAUUUUUUAAGAUGUUGAAUUUGUUAACUGCAAUGAAAAAUAUGAGGGAAAAUGGUUUCUUUGAAAUAAUUUUCUCAUUCUCAUCAAAAAUUAGUUUCUAUAUAUUAGUAAAUUUAUGUUAUUAGACAUAUAUUUAAUUUCCGAAAACUAAUUUCCUUAUAAUUUAACAUGUCCGAGUACUCUCCGCUUAUGCCGAGUACUCUCAACUCCCCGGUCGACCGACUAGGGAGCGCCUAACGACUUUUGCAACCAUCAGUACUCCGCUACAAACAAAACUAAUUAAGAAAUAAAUAAAAUGAUAGAGUAAACUGCAAUUUUACCCCCUGGGUUAUAUGUGAUUGUCACUCUUACCCCCUCAUAGGAAAAUUUUGCUGUCUUACCCCUCAACUAUUGAAAAACUCUGCAAUAUUACCCCCCAGUGUUAAAAUCUGUUUAAAGUCAAGCUCACUUAUUAAUGGUCAAAGGGUAUUAUUGUCUUUUCCACUUGUUUUUGAUAGCUUCAACACAACACCCUAUAUAAUAACUUUCAUUUCCACCUUACCCCCCAAGUAUUCCCCCAAUCCCAUAUCUUCUCUCCGGCGACAUCUCAGGCGAACACACCACCAGCGAUGACAUCUCAGGCGAUCACACCAUAACUCAUAGAAAUGCCGGUUGGGACGACGAUCAGAGAAAUGUUGAGCCACAUGUCAGGUAUAAUCGAACAAGGGUUUACUGUUCAUUUUGAUUUUGAUAUGAAUGAUUGAAACAGGGAAUCACAGUGUUUGAUAUGAAACAGGGGUUUGAUAUGAAUGAUUGAAAUAGGGGUUUGACAGGUAUAAUCGAACAAGGGUUUAGUUCAUUUUGAUUUUGAUAUGAAUGAUUGAAACAGGGGAAUCACAGUGUUUGAUAUGAAACAGGGGUUUGACAGGUAUAAUCGAACAAGGAUUUAAUGUAUCACAGGGGUUUAAUGUAUCACAGGGUUUAAUGUAUCACAGGGGUUUUAUUACAGUUGUAUUUUUGUCAUCUGUGUUUGCAGUUGACAUGGGGAUGCAGGUAACAGUAACAACGAUUGUGUUCUCCAUGGUGGUCAAAAUGCGUGGCCACCCUUUCCUGUACUUCCAGUUUCACCCUCAGCAUGAAAUGGUUGCCUAUUUAUGUUGUUCCUUGUGUUUUGAUAUCAUGUGUAUGAUAACUUAAUGGACUCUAAUCUAUAAUGUAUUUAUGUAGGCUAACUGUAGGAUGUAAAUUCUAAUCUAUAAUGAUAUUAUGUUAUAUAUAGUUGAUUGUGAUUUCUGAUUAUGUUUGAAAUUGUUAACUAGAGAAUCGGAGGUUCCUGUGAGUUAUUUAGGGCAUGCAACUAUGUACAUUUAGAAUGUGUGUCUACAUUUACUCCAACUAGUUAUGUUGUUCCUGCUAAUCAUGUUGUUUGAUGUGCAUUAUAACUGUAUGGUGUUCCUGCUAAUCAUGUUGUUUG